Messenger RNA from Dermacentor andersoni, 1393 nucleotides. RefSeq names its product probable serine carboxypeptidase CPVL. Gene Ontology annotation, molecular function: serine-type carboxypeptidase activity. Lineage: Eukaryota; Metazoa; Arthropoda; Arachnida; Ixodida; Ixodidae. Gene Ontology annotation, biological process: proteolysis. The record is from RefSeq and is a predicted model, not a curated record.
UCAAUCCGGAGCGAGCGCCGCUCAUGAUAUACCUGCAAGGAGGUCCCGGCAAGUCGGGUACAUUCGGCCAGUUCCUGGAGGUUGGGCCUCUGGGCGUCAACUCGGAGGGGAUCCUCUACCGGAGACCGCACACCGUCCAGAGGAUGUUCAACGUCAUCUUCCUAGACCAGCCGGUAGGGUCGGGCUUCAGCUUCAGCAAGUCCCCGAUGGGCUACGCGCGCAGCAUCGACGACUGCGUGGCGGGCUUGCGAGAGUUCCUCAGGCAGUUCCUGCUGUUGUUCCCGGAGAACAGGAACCGCGAGCUCUACGUCGCCGGCGAGAGUUACGGAACUCGAGGAGCCGUAGCCCUGGCUCACAGCCUCAUGACGAAUGCGGAUCCCGGCCUACCGCUUAGGGUGUCUGGCGUGAUUGCUGGGUCCCCAGUCUUCAACAGCCCCCUAGACCACUUGGACUCUGCCGACACGCUGUACCACUUCGGCAUGCUCGACGCCAACGGGCGCGACAUGUUCGCACAGGCGAUGCACCGCAUCCGCCAACUGUGGACCACCAACCACACUGUGGCGCUGCACCUCCUUAGUCACACCAUCUUCCGGCUGCACCAUUCGGGCAGCCUCUUCACUAACCUCACCGGUUACAGUGACCACGGGGGCCUGCUCGAUUGCCGGAGGCCCCGGGAGUUCGUCCACUACUACCGGUACAUGCAGAAGCCGCUUUUCAAGAAAUCUCUGCACCUGCGCUCCCAGGCUACAGUGGAGAGUAGCCGGCUGCUGGUCAUGCUGUACCUUGCCGGCGACUACAUCGUGGACCUCCGAGAAAAAGUCGAGUACCUGCUCGACGCUACGAAGAUGCUGGUCUUCUGGGGGCAGCUAGACACGGUGUUCCCAGCGGUUAAGCAAGAGAAAUACUUGCUGUCGCUCAACUGGACGGGGACAGCGGCACUGAGAAAGGCAGCGAGGAGACCCUGGCAUGUGUCCGGGCCCGGGUCAAGACUUGUCGGCUACGCCAGGACGACCAAGGACCUGACAUAUGUUGUUUUGACUCGCUCUGGACACCAGGUGCUGUUCCACGCGUCCGAAACCGUGUAUAAUAUGAUCGAACGCUUUGUGACCGGCGUCAACAUUGUCAACUCCAGGAGAAACGUGUUGGGUGUGAAUUAGCGCUCUUUAACAUUGCCGCAAUUUUGUGAGUAAUAAUGUCAUUAAACGCUAGGGGCCCGAUCGGUCAAUGCGAAUAAAUCGGAAGCAGGAAGUCGUUCCUUGCGACACUGGUCAGAAAUUGUUGAUGAGACAUUCAAGGUGAGGCUUAAUGGUGUUACCACAGGUUGAGAUGAAGGAUGAUGUAAGUGGCGUAGUCCCCGUGAACUAGUAUAUACAUAGGUGAUUGGAUAAAUCGG